GCAGGUGCCAGCAGUGCAGCGAGGGGAGGACUUAUUCCAACUCCAUCAUUUCACCUAACCUGGAAACUGUUAGAAUCAUGCGGGUGUCUCAAACCUUUUCCGUGGGAGACUGCACGGCCGCUUGCUGUGACCUGCCCAGCUGCGACCUGGCCUGGUGGUUUGAGGGCAGCUGCUACCUAGUAAACUGCAUGCACCCAGAGAACUGCGAGCCCAGGACGACAGGCCCCGUCCGGUCUUACCUCACUUUCGUGCACAGACCUGUCCAGAAGCCGGAGCAGCUGCUGGACUACGGAGACAUGAUGCUGGGCAGGGGUUCCCCCUCUGGAGCUUGGGGGGACUCCCUUGAGGACCUCAGGAAGGACUUGCCCUUUCUAGGAAAAGAUGAGGGACCGGAAGAGACUGCUGAGUACUCAGAUGAUUACAAGGAACUGGAGCAGGGCCUCCCGCAGCCCUCCAACCCACAGGACCCCAGAGGCAGCGCUGAGUACCCUGACUGGAGCCUGCUGCCAGGCAGCGAGGGAGGUUCCAAUGUCUCGGCUGCAGAAGAUAGCUCAGCUGCUUCUACAGAGAAGCUGCAGGACCCCACACCCGAGUCACUGGACCAGAGGCAGCUGGAGGCCCUGAAUGAGUCCACUUGGUCCCCUACGCCACCCCUGCACUCUGCAGAGAGUGUGCAGCUCCCCUCUGUGACUGCUUUACCUGCAGGAGAGGGGACACAGACAGAGACUUUACAGCUCCAAGAACAACGGAGCAAUAGCUCUGGAAAAGAGGUUCUAAUGUCUUCACAUAGUCCUCCCACUGCCAGCAUGGAGUCCAGCCCAGCCAUGGUAGAGAAAAGCUCCGUUCUUACAAUCACUCCACGAAGCACAGAACACAGCGCCCCAACAUUUCCCACCAGUACAGUUCUCCCUGGGUUGACGCCACCUGCGUGGUCUGUGUCACCCACUACUUCUUCCAGGACAGUGAAGGUGCUGGCAGUGUCUGCUGGAGAUAACCUUGUGAUAACCUUACCAGACUGUGAAGCAGAACUGAAGGCCUCUGUUGAGCCAGCGCCCCCUGCAGACACAACUUACAGCUAUGAAUGGAGUUUAAUGAGCCACCCUGAUGACUUUCAAGGUGAAAUCAAACAAGGAAACAAGCCGAUUCUUCAUCUCUCUCAAUUAUCUGUGGGACUGUAUGCCUUCAGAGUGGCUGUUUCUAGUGAGAAUGCAUUUGGAGAAGGAUAUGUCAAUGUCACUGUUCUGCCAGCUGCAAGAGUCAACCAGCCACCUGUGGCAGUUGUUUCUCCACAGAUACAGGAACUCACUGUGCCUUUGACCUCAGCCCUCCUCGAUGGCAGCCGAAGCUCAGAUGACACUAAGGUAGUGAGUUACCACUGGGAAGAAGUUGACGGGCCUGUCCUAGGAGAGGUGUUUCCGGCUGAUGCCCCAGUGUUACGCUUAGGGAACCUAGAUCCUGGUAACUACACUUUUAGGUUGACCAUCACAGACUCAGAUGGUGCUACUAACUCCACCACAGCAACCCUCAUCAUCCGUGGUGCUGUGGACUACCCUCCUGUUGCCAAUGCAGGACCAAAUCAGACUAUAACUUUGCCCCAAAACACCAUCACUCUGAAUGGAAACCAGAGCAGUGAUGAUCACCAGAUUGUCCUCUAUGAGUGGUCCCCAGGCCCUGGCGGUGAGAGCAAAGAGGUGGUCAUGCAGGGAGCACAGACCCCAUACCUCCACUUGUCUGAGAUGCAGGAAGGAGAGUAUGUGUUUCAGUUGAUGGUGACAGAUUCCUCAGGACAGCAAUCCACUGCUUUGGUGGCUGUGAUUGUCCAGGCUGAAAACAACCAGGCUCCGGUGGCUGUGGCAGGCCCUGACAAGGAGCUGUUCUUCCCCGUGCAGAGUGCUACACUGGAUGGGAGCAGGAGCAGUGAUGACCAUGGCAUUGUCUGCUACCACUGGGAACACAUCAGAGGCCCCAGUGCAGUGGAGAUGGAGAAUGUGGACAAAGCCAUAGCCACUGUCACCGGGCUUCAGGUGGGUACCUACCACUUCCGCUUAACGGUGAGAGACCAGCAGGGACUGAGCAGCACAUCCACCCUCACCGUGGCUGUGAAGAAGGAAGAUAAUAGUCCUCCCAGAGCCCAGGCUGGUGGCAGACAUGUUCUUACGCUUCCCAACAAUUCCAUUACCUUGGAUGGUUCACGGUCCACUGAUGACCGAGGGAUUGUGUCCUAUCUGUGGAUCAGGGAUGGCCAGAGUCCAGCUGCCGGCGAUGUCAUCGGAGGCUCCGACAACCAGGUGGCUCUUCAGCUCACCAAUCUGGUGGAAGGAGUCUACACUUUUCAUUUGCUAGUCACUGACAGUCAGGCCUCGGACUCAGACACAGCCACCGUGGAGGUCCUGCCAGACCCCAAGAAGGAUGGCCUGGUGGAGCUGAUCCUUCAGGUUGGUGUUGAGCGGCUGACAGAACAGCAGAAGGAAACCCUGGUGAGGCAGUUGGCUAUGCUCCUGAAUGUGCUAGACUCUGAUGUGAAGGUCCUCAAGGUCCAGGCACACACGGAUGUCAGCACUGUGAUUAUAUUUUGACAGAGCGGGCCACCUUUCAAGGUUUUCAGAGCUGCUGAUGUGGCCCGGAAUCUGCACAGGCGGCUUUCAAAGGAGAAGGCAGCCUUCCUACUUUACAAGGUCUUGAGGAUAGACACAGCAGGAUGCCUUCUCAAGUGUUCAGGUCAUGGUCACUGUGACCCCAUCACAAAACGCUGCAUUUGCUCCCAUCUGUGGAUGGAGAACCUCAUACAGCGUUAUAUGUGGGAUGGCGAAAGCAACUGUGAGUGGAGUGUAUUCUAUGUGGCAGCAUUGGCAUUGACCCUGACAGUGGUAACUGGAGCAGUGACUUGGCUGUGCGUUUGCUGCUGCAGGAGACGGAAAAGGACUAAGAUAUGGAAGAAAACCAAGUACACCAUCCUAGACAAUAUGGAUGACCAGGAAAGAAUGGAACUGAGGCCCAAAUAUGGAAGACA
Molecule: messenger RNA, 3010 nt
Organism: Phodopus roborovskii (desert hamster)
Lineage: Eukaryota; Metazoa; Chordata; Mammalia; Rodentia; Cricetidae
Product: dyslexia-associated protein KIAA0319 homolog
Biological process (GO): negative regulation of dendrite development; neuron migration
Cellular component (GO): plasma membrane; cytoplasmic vesicle
Source: RefSeq, a predicted model, not a curated record